GUGUUUAAUCGACUUUUGCUUAAUAAAGAAGGCAAGCGUUUGCGAUAGUUUCCGUAUAGAGUAAACGACGGUAAAUCGAGCAAUAUGACCCCCGAAACUUCCUUUCAAGGACCCCGAUGGUUUGAUCUCCAGUAUGUAACUGCCGUAAUGAACAAAUACACUGGGGAUCAACUACAGGAAAUUAAAAACUUUUGUCUUACACCAGCCACAGUGAAGGGUGAAAAUUAUUUCAGUGUUCUUUACUCGCUACGUGUCGAAUAUACCCUCAAAACUGCAAGCAAUCACACUCAGUUGGCUGCUUUUAUAGUUAAGUCAAAAUUGGAAAAUGAGUUAAUGGCUCAGUUGGAAGAUGACUUUGAUAUAUAUCAACGUGAAAAGCAGUAUUAUGCCGUAAUUAGUGAGGAAUUCGAGAAACUUUUAAAUUCCGUAAACGAAAAUUGUUUUUUGCAACCAAGGGUUAAUUACAUUGAUGAUCGCGUUAUAGUAAUGGAAAAUCUGAAAUUAAAAGGAUAUAACAUUAAAGAUGUACGUGAGGGAUUAGAUUUAAAUCAAUGCCAUUUGGUCAUACAAAAAUUGGCCAAAUUUCAUGCUCUUAGUAUGGUUUUAUAUAAGAAGAAUCCAGAUAUAUUCCGUUAUCAUUUAUCGGCUAACAUUUCGGAAAAUCCGUCACCUCUUCAUGAUAUGUACAAAAAGGCUAUACUAUCCACGAUUGAAUAUUGCGAAAAUAGCACCGAACUUAAGCAAUACGUGUCGAAGUUAAAAAACUUUAGUGAACAGAUCAUAAACAAAAUGAUUGGCGUCUACAGUCGGAAUUUAGAAGAUCGCUUGUUGGUACUAAAUCAUGGAGAUUUGUGGAUAAAUAAUAUUAUGUUUAAUAACGCCAAGGACAAUGAGGAUGUUUUGUUUAUUGACUUUCAGGAAGGAUUCUACGGUUCUCCUGGAAUUGAUUGGAAUUAUUUCAUAUUCUCUUCGUGGCAAUUGGAAGUUUUCCAGCAUCAUUUCGAAGAUUUAAUAAUGGUUUAUCAGUUAAUAUUGUCUAAUUUUUUAAGAAAAUUUAACUAUCAAGGGCGAAUACCCAACGAAAAGGAUAUUAAACUAGAAAUUAUGAGUAAAGGCUCACAUGGUUUGGCUACAGCAACUUGUAUUUUGCCAAUUUUGAUCAAUGAACAUUCAGAAUUAACCGAUCCAGAGGAUUUCAUUACCGAUACCGAGGAAGCUAUUAACAAAAGACGCAUUAUUUUCAGUAACCCUAAGUUUGGACAAAAACUUCAAAUAUUUUUAAAAUAUUUUGUUGAAAAUAAUAUUUUGUAAAAUUUUUCUCACAAUUUUUAGUUUGAGUUUUAGUUUUGUCGUAGAAAGAGUAAAUUUACAUGUAAUAUUUAUAUACUUAUUUAAUAAUAUGAUUUAUAUGCUUAUCCCUAUAGCACUGUAAUUGUAAAGAAAUCAACGAAUGUUAGAAAUUCAUACAAUGUAUAUGAUGUACGUAACGAAGGAAAAAUCUAUAAAAAAAAAACCUCUGCUUAAAGUUAAGUAUUAAAAAAUGUCAAAAUUGCACAAAAUUAAUU
This is a messenger RNA of Glossina fuscipes, 1565 nucleotides long. RefSeq lists its product as uncharacterized. The transcript has 6 exons. The record is from RefSeq and is a predicted model, not a curated record. NCBI's taxonomy places the organism in Eukaryota, Metazoa, Arthropoda, Insecta, Diptera, Glossinidae. The coding region runs from base 85 to 1311 and encodes 408 amino acids.